CUCGCUCUACCUCGACACAGUAGAAGGAAGUCUCCGGGUCUUUGGGGGCAGAAUCAGAAUCAGAACGCUGUAAUAUACCAUUGUUUUAUUCCGGGCUACUCGCGUUGCCUUCGGCUCCUUUAUCUUAAUUUCAAGUCAUUUGCAUUCUCACCGAUCGUCCAUGGUAUCCGAUUCCGGAGGAAAUCAAGCCUCAGCCUGUGAGUAGAUUCCUGGACUAGUUUGCCUCCUUUGGCGUUUUUAUACAACAUGGCCAACACCCCUCGCAGAGAGUUCCAAAUUGCAACUCCCACGCAGAAUCGGGCGUCGUGCAUGCGGGCUGAGAAAUCCAAGUUCUCGCUUCUGACGGCUUCCGGAUCCAGGAAUCAGGUUGGGGCCUGGAAGAGACAGACAAAGUCUAAAGAAUGGAGGGAAUGAGCGAGUAAUCGGGUCGGGCAUUGAGAUGAGCAGUAUGCAGUCGCAAAGACCAAGCCAGCCAGCUAAUGGCGAUGAGGAUGGCAUCGGAAUCCUGAUCCUAUGAGCCCUACUAAACUAGAUACUGAUGGCUAAUCAUUGAACAAAUUGUAAAGAAAGCAUGUAACGCAAUUCGUGUCCAUAAACAAAGCCCAGAUGAGCUUUUCUAUCUCGCGAAAUGAACCUUCGUCUAUCCGGAAUGAGCGUCAAUUGAGACAGAAUCAAACAUUGUCAUCAGCUCCGAGGCUCUGUGUUCUAGAGCCAAUCUAGCAUAUCCCGGAGCCAUGAAGUCAUCUACUGGCGAUAGUCGAUACUGACCUCUCUCCGUACUGUAGGAUAUUUCUAUCCCAAAGGACGCUCCAGGGAUGCCUCCAGGCUCGAAGGUCUCGGCAGUCUACACUCUAGAAGCGCAACCGGUGGCUGCUCGCAUUCUUCCGCGACCCCCACCCUUGACAAAAAGUUGUGAGUGCCAGAGGAGGGAGAAUCUGCCACGAGGCCGGGGGAGGGAAGGAGGCAAGGAGGGAUGGUCCCGAAUGCAUGGCGUGCGUAACACGAAGUGCAGAAGAGCGAGGGCGAGGGUGGGGGGGAUUGCACGAUGUUUCACGUCGGGUCAUCACGUCAAUCCAUGAAGACCAGACAUGUACGAAAGAAAUCACAAAGUUCGGAUGGAAAAUCCUCCGGUGCCCUGCCCUCAACAGCGCUCGCCGAUCCUGCUGGCCGAAUCUGCAAAGGACCGUCCGUCGCUGUCUCCAUGUCUCGCGCCCUCGACUUGUGAAAGGUCAGUGCAUGAUCCAUCCGUCACUUCUCGCGCAUGGCAGCUCGAGGCAUUGCUGAUGGACACUGCUCGCUGCUACUUGUGAUCCCUGAGUACUUACGCCUGCGCUUCAGCAAAGUGAACGACGGGGUUGCUCAGGCGCCCGCCGCCAUGGGGUUCACAAAUUGCCAGAUGCCCCUCCCGCACGCACUCACGGCACGGCGCACACACGACGCUGCACAGCUCCGUUGAACCAUGCUCUCGGAAACUCAAAACUUCCUUCACUCUCUUCACCCAGUGACGUCCUUUUGCCAUGACAGACGCCCUCGUAGCGCUUUUCAACAAAGCAGCUCCAAAACUGCAGGAAAC
Marchantia polymorpha subsp. ruderalis is the source of this 1573-nucleotide messenger RNA. The record is from the annotation of a GenBank genome assembly. NCBI's taxonomy places the organism in Eukaryota, Viridiplantae, Streptophyta, Marchantiopsida, Marchantiales, Marchantiaceae.